Messenger RNA from Aspergillus pseudotamarii, 972 nucleotides. RefSeq lists its product as uncharacterized. The transcript is spliced from 4 exons. The coding region runs from base 1 to 972 and encodes 323 amino acids. The record is from RefSeq and is a predicted model, not a curated record. NCBI's taxonomy places the organism in Eukaryota, Fungi, Ascomycota, Eurotiomycetes, Eurotiales, Aspergillaceae.
AUGUCGUGGCAUCCAGUGUCGACAAAUCGCUAUGAGCGCGCAUUCGAUUCCCUGGAGAAGUUCUAUUGGGGCAUUGCAGAGGCUGGUGCCCCAUUGCAGAAGCAACAUCAUUUGUAUCCUCAGAUUGCGGCCGUAGCAGAUGAAACCGGUACACGGCUGACCUACACCGUGCCAUCGCCGGAAGAACUCGAAGCAUGGGUGUAUGAUACUUUCCUGAUAGUGGAGGAGAGUUCCGCUACACACCUGUACCAGACACUGCCACCAUCUUCACUGUUCUGUCUGUACUACCUCCCGAGACCCCGCGAGCUGCUUUUCCGCACCCCGCACUGGCGCAUCGAUGGCAUCGGGUUGAUGUACCUGCAGACCGCCUUUCUUCGCAUUCUGGCCGACGGCCCGGUCCAGACGCAGCUGGAUGGCUCGGAAGCCGCCCGUCUAGCACCAUCCUUAGACGAGGCUGCCUUGGUGCCGCCAGAGGCCACUCCAACCAUGUCCGAGGCGGCGGAUGCCGAGUUGGAGGUGCUUCUGAAGGGCCUGCCUGGGGUACCGAUUGCCACGCAGCCGAGGAUCCUCCUCGCGUCAGCGGCAGUCACCGUCUACCACACAGGCAUCCCAUUCAGCGUGGAUCUGGCCGCCAGCCAUGACUUUGCCUCUCUUGCAGUGGCGUUCGCCCAGGGAUACAAGCGGGAUCUGAGCCGCGAUGAACCCCGGAACAUCUUUACCUUCCUAGCGGAGUAUGUGCGCAAGAUCCUAGGGUUGCUGGGAGCAGCUUCACCCGACCCAUUACAGGCGCCGGCGCAUCCUGAGCUGAGCUCGGUCGGAGUUGUCAACGAUUAUCUCCCGGCCGAGUACGAGGGCAUCGCGAGGAAGCUUGAGAUGCAACUUGCGGUCAACUGGAACAAGUCGUUCUAUGAGGAGGAGUUUGUGGCGACAUUCUUGGACAGCUGGAUGCUAUCUUCUAUAUCAGUAUUCUAG